ACUGAGAAUAAUAUUCUAUAUCUUUCUAACUUUAUUCAUACCGUAUUUGCUACAAGAAUAUAUAUCGGCUAUACUCAUUAAUAAAAUUAAACGUUGCAAUUGUAACCACUGUGGCGAUUGAGAAAAUAAAACGUUUUUUUUUUUUAAAUAAUGGAGAUCGUUUAUAUAUUUUUUUUCAUUCUUCUGUUCAAUAUGGCGUGCGUCGCGUCUGAAUUGAGUUUGCGAUUUGUCUUCAUAAUAGAAAACCACGAGCAAGACCUGGUGCGUCAGGUCGGGCGUGGACUGAAGCAGGCUGAGGAGACACACCCUGACAUUCGGAUCACAGACGAGAUAGUUUUAUUAAACAGAGAGGACGACACGGAAAGUUAUAGUAAACUUUGCGCCGCUGUGUCAAGAGGUGUGUCCCUCGUCAUCGACCUGUCAUGGUCUCCGUGGCCGGCGGCCGAUGGCCUGUGCUCUAGCGCCGGCCUGCCGCUGGUCAGGUGUCAGCUCGGAACUCAGAACUUGAUCACAGCUUUGGAUGACUACUUAGAGACGAGAAACGCGACCGACGCGGCAUUUUUGCUGGAGACUGAGAGCGAGGUAGAUAAAACCCUGUACGAGCUCCUAGGGCGCUCCAACAUCCGUGUGUGGGUGCACGCCGGCCUGAGCAGGGACUCCGCCAGGUCGCUGAAGACCAUGAGACCUGAGCCCAGCUUCUACGUCAUCGUCGGAAGCAGUAGCUUCGUUAUGGACACAUAUAGACGGGCAGUGAAAGAGAAACUGGUCCGACGCGAUUACCGCUGGAACCUGGUCUUCACGGACUACACAACCAACGUGGACGUCACUCAGCUCGUUCUGCCGACUGUACUCUUGGCUGUCGACCAAUCAGAGUGCUGCGAGCUGCUGGCGCGGAGGGAGGAGUGUGGCUGUUCGGAGAUACAGAGAUCACAACACAUAUUAGCCGCUCUACUGCAAUACAUAACGGAGACGUACAACAAGCUGGAACACGACCUCCAGCAGCUGCCCGCGAAGCUGCACUGCGGCAGCGCGGCCGGCUCCGAGCUGAACAGCACCAGGGAGCGGCUGUACAGGCAGCUCGCUGACGACAGCGACAUCACUAAUGACACGCUGUUUUAUUGGAACGCCGAUAGAUCGGGUGUGUUCCUCCGCUCCCGUUUCGUCCUUUCCACGUACAGCGCAGAGUCGGGCAGGCGCAGCAUAGCGACCUGGAGAGCGGGCGACCAGUAUCGGCUGCUGCCAGGUGUCGAGCUGGAGUCGCUCAAGCUGUUCUUCAGGAUCGGGACUUCGCCUGCAGUCCCGUGGACGCUGCCAAAGUUGGACCCCGUGACUGGAGAACAGAUGGAAGACGAGGAUGGUCGACCUCUUUACGAGGGGUACUGCGUGGACCUUAUAGCCAAGUUGGCCGAGACAAUGAACUUCGAUUACCAGAUAGUGACUCCAAAAACGGGUGGUUUUGGUAAAAAACUACCAAACGGCUCGUGGGACGGUGUUGUGGGCGAUCUCAUGCGAGGGGAGACAGACAUAGCAGUCGCCGCGCUCACGAUGACUGCCGAAAGAGAAGAAGUUAUUGAUUUUGUGGCGCCAUAUUUCGAACAGACGGGAAUCUUAAUCGCAAUCCGAAAGCCAAUACGUAAAACUUCGCUUUUUAAGUUCAUGACCGUUCUACGUACUGAGGUGUGGCUCAGUAUAGUGGCGGCGUUGCUUCUGACUGGGUUUAUGAUCUGGUUUUUGGACAAGUACUCCCCAUACUCUGCACGGAACAACCCAGACGCUUACCCGUACCCAUGCAGGGAGUUCACCCUGAAGGAGAGCUUCUGGUUUGCGCUGACGUCGUUCACACCGCAGGGCGGGGGUGAAGCACCCAAGGCUCUGUCCGGCCGCACGCUGGUCGCCGCCUACUGGCUCUUCGUGGUGCUCAUGCUGGCCACGUUUACCGCCAAUUUGGCUGCUUUCUUGACGGUCGAAAGGAUGCAAACGCCGGUGUCAUCAUUGGAGCAGUUAGCACGACAGUCGCGGAUUAAUUACACAGUUGUGGAGGGCUCCACCGUGCAUCAGUACUUCAUCAACAUGAAGUUUGCAGAGGACACGCUGUACAGGGUUUGGAAAGAAAUAACAUUAAACGCAACGUCGGACCAAGCGCAAUACAGAGUGUGGGACUAUCCCAUCCGGGAGCAGUAUGGACACAUAUUGCUUGCCAUCAACGCUUCAGGUCCUGUGCCUGAUGCAAAAACUGGAUUUCAUCAAGUGAACGAACAUACCGAUGCUGACUUUGCAUUCAUACAUGACUCGGCUGAAAUAAAAUACGAAGUAAGCAGAAACUGCAAUUUAACAGAAGUGGGGGAGGUGUUCGCUGAGCAGCCGUACGCGAUCGGCGUGCAGCAAGGCUCCCGGCUCCAGGAGGCGCUGUCCCGCGCGCUGCUCGAGCUGCAGAAGGAGAGGUUCCUCGAGCAGCUGACGGCCAAAUAUUGGAAUGAAUCUGCGAGACAGGCGUGUCCAGAUGCAGACGAAUCGGAAGGCAUUACUCUAGAAAGUUUAGGUGGAGUGUUCAUCGCAACACUGUUCGGUCUUGGGCUAGCGAUGAUCACCCUCGCUUGGGAAGUAUUCUACUACAAAAGGAAAGAGAAAAACAAAGUGAAGUCCUUGGAGAAUGUUGAAAAACCCGCGUUUGCCUCUGAAAAGAUACCAGAGAAGAAAAUUGACAAUUUCACUAAAGCUAGAAAGAGAGGGAAGACGGAUAAAGGGAAGAAGAUGAAGAAAGAAUCGAAAGGAGUUACAAUAGGGGACAGUUUUAAGCCAGCAGCUGAUAAAAUUUCAUACAUCAGUGUGUUCCCAAAAGGGGAUUUUAGGCCGUAGAUGUUGGAGCAACAAAAGCGGCUCCGACGCUCAACGGCUGAGGAAGAAAGCGAGAAAACGCUCAAAUAAGAGAGAGAGAGAGAGAGAGAGAGAGAGAGAGAGAGAGACGUGCCCCCAAAAGAAUUUAGUUUGUUUGUAAUGUGGU
Plodia interpunctella (Indianmeal moth) is the source of this 3001-nucleotide messenger RNA. RefSeq names its product Ionotropic receptor 8a (gene Ir8a). Lineage: Eukaryota; Metazoa; Arthropoda; Insecta; Lepidoptera; Pyralidae. Gene Ontology annotation, biological process: modulation of chemical synaptic transmission; synaptic transmission, glutamatergic; monoatomic ion transport. Gene Ontology annotation, molecular function: glutamate receptor activity; transmitter-gated monoatomic ion channel activity involved in regulation of postsynaptic membrane potential. The transcript is spliced from 19 exons. Gene Ontology annotation, cellular component: plasma membrane; postsynaptic density membrane. The record is from RefSeq and is a predicted model, not a curated record. The coding region runs from base 151 to 2856 and encodes 901 amino acids.